This is a messenger RNA of Durusdinium trenchii, 2763 nucleotides long. The record is from the annotation of a GenBank genome assembly. Lineage: Eukaryota; Dinophyceae; Suessiales; Symbiodiniaceae.
AUGUUUGACCCAAUGGAGAUGAUUCGGGGCGACAUCUGUUGCUUGGUUGCUGGUGUGGGAUUCGCAGUGAACUAUCUGCCGGUGAAGAGUUGCAACACUGGUGAUGGAAUCUUCUUUUGUGCGGCAAUGUCAGUGGGAAUCCUUUUCGUCGGCCUUCUGACUGGCAUGUUCUUGACCAGCACACAAGGACUUACCAUUCCUGCAUUCGAGCCACUCGCUGCACUGGGCGGAGCGUUGUGGAUGCUUGGGAAUCUCAUGUGUCCCAGGAUCAUCCAAAUGAUUGGACUUGGUCUUGGUUUGACGAUGUGGGAUUUGAGCAACAUGCUGGUUGGCUGGCUCAUCGGCCGCUUUGGCCUCUUCGGCAUCAAGAAGGACGAGAUCGACGAGCCAACCCUGAACCUGAUAGGAUUGAUCCUCGCCAGCGUGUCCUUGGUCUUUUUCUCCUUGUCCUCAGUCAUGAACAAUCCCGAGGUGGCUGAGAAGUCUCUCACAUUCAAAGCCAAAGACAAUGACGAGUUUAGUUGUCAAUCAACUGAACACGAACCCGACCCUGAGCGGACCCCACACCAGGAAGCAGACCUUGAAAGCAACAAGGCCGAGUCCGCAGGGCUCCCCGAAGAAGCAAUGGAUGGAGCCGAAACGCGGAUGUUUUCCAUCGUUCCCAAUGUCCACCCGCCGCAGAUGGAACGUGCCCAUUCAUGGGUCGGAGGCCUGGUCCAUCCGCGGGUGCGCAGUUCCUCCAGGGACCUUGAAGCUGCACAUAAAGAGGGUUCCAACAAGCUUACAGGACUUCCGGAAGAAACCACCUUCUUCCAGCUCUUCCUGGGUUCCAUGAUGUCUAUCAUCGCAGGCAGCCUGUUCGGGACCACGUUUGUGCUGCCGGUGGCUCUCAAGGAGGGCAGCCUAGGAGGUCAUCACAGCGCCUACAUCAUGGACUAUGUCUUUAGUCACUUCAUUGGUAUUUUCCUCACCUCCACGACCGCUCUGCUCAUCUACGUUGGGACCAUGAGGAAGAACGCCUACACGCCUUGCAACAUCGUUGUGCCCGCAAUUUGGUCUGGGGUGAUCUGGGGCAUCGCUCAGGUCGCCUGGUUUCAGGCCAACUUGGACUUGGGCUUUUCGGUUGCCUUCCCAGUGGUUGCAAGCUUGCCUGGAGUCAUCGGGUUGGUCAUUGGCAUUUGUUGCUUCAAAGAGGUGGAAAGUUAUUGGGCUCGCAUCUUCGCGGGAUUGGGUCUACUUCUGCGGAUUCCAGGUGAGGCUUUGUUGAUCGUGAAGGAAUGCGAGGAGGAUCUGGGUGAACAGGAUGAGAAUGAUCCUGAGCCUUGGAGAAGAGGAGAUGUCCGGCCUUUGGUCCGUCGCCACGCUGGAAAAGGUGGAGUGGAAGAACUACCUGGGGAGAAGCUCCAGAAUCACUUUAUUUUUAACUUCAGUGAUGAAGCGGUUGUGGGCCCAUUGGGUGUGGGGAAGGAAUGCAACUUUGGAAACCUUCGCGAGGAAGAUCCGCCCAGCAACCGUAUGCAGAUCCGGGGUGUGGCCGCGACUGGGAGCCAAAUAGAAGCACUGGUGGGGGGUGUUUCGGUGUCCGACUACUUGGUGGGGCAUUUGACCCAAGCAGACUUGACCCAGUCGCCAUGCGAGGGCAAAGCCUACGUGCAGUUUGCCACGCGCGCCUCGGCGGAGGCUGCUGCAGUCGUUCCAGUGCUGGACCGGCCCGAGAUUAUGGUCGCUUGGCUGCUUCGUCCCAAGGGCAAGGGCAGCGGCAAGGGCAAGUCCGACAGGCCGGUGGAAAACCGGGUCCUGUGUACUGAUCCGGAGGAACGGCGAAGGCUUGAAGAAAACAAAGUCAAACGUGAAGAGGUGGCGUCCAGGAAGACGGUGCUCCUCGCCAACUUCACAAACCAGAUCAAGGCCAUCAUGGCCAAGCUCACCGACCCCAAGGUCUCGGAGGGCCAGCGCGAGACGUUGCGAACCUUGCUUUUGGGUUUGAAGGAGAAGAUGGACUCGCUGACUGGUCCAGGACGCCCAGACUACAGGACGGCAACCAAUCCAAGGAGCAAGCAGCUGGACCUCCGGACUCGGCUCUUGAAGUUCCAACUCACUGAGGAGACAUCCCUGGAGGCCCUGCACGAGGAGCUCCGGAACCUGGCGGGCGAGAGCGGCGUCCGAGUGUGGCCCGACGCGGAGGGAUCUGCUGUGGCCCAGUUUAAGGAUCGCUCCAUUGCGGAGAAGAUCUUUAGCCAAAAAGCCGAGCUCAGCUGCCCGGUCGAGUGGUAUGAGCCUCCGCGAGAAAUCAGGGACGCAGAGGAUGCUCCGGAGGGCCUACCAGACGCGGGCUUUGGAGCAGAGACUCAGGAGCCUCCUUCGGCAGAGGCACCGCAAGAGCCUCCCUUCGGCGAGGAGUCGCAAGCAACUGCAGAUGCAAAGCCUCCUGAAGAAGCUACGGAUGCUCCAAAGGUGGCGGAGGAAGCACCUGCGCAGAGCGCGGAGGCAGCGAGCACUUUGGAGACGACAGAGAUCGGCACCGAAGUGAAGGCUCCAACGGAGGCGCCCGCAGCCGAGACGCCCCCAGCGGAGACGCCCCCGGAGGAGAUGCCCCCGGUGGAGCCUCCGGCUUCUGCGCCGGCACCUGUGCCAGUAGAGGCAACCAGCGAAGCCAUUGCAGAGCCUGAGAAGAAGGAAGAGGCUCUAGCCACUGCAGGUGAACCAGCAGAAGGAGCUGACUGGGGUGAUGAGGCCAAACCGGAUGGAGAAAGCACAACUUGA